UCAUAAAAGCUGCACAAUUGUGCUCUGCCUCACAGAGGAGAUACAAGUGGAUGUGGAGGAGAAGCAGAUCUCAGAGGGAAAAGUGUCAUGUCCUCAGCAUGAGUGGAGUGGACCAGACUGGACUUUAGGACACACACAGGACGUCCACUGUCACACGCUGGCAUGCUGAAACGCACCAAAUACAGUCGUCUGCGCAACGAUUCUCUCACAUCUCUGGAGGAGCAGCCUCAGAAGAUGCCGCCCCAGAAGAUGGAACUGGACUUUGACUCGGAUUUGACGCCUUCACACCACGGCCCAUCCACGCUGAGGGACUUCAUACCCCGUGUGGCCAACAUCCGACUCCAAAGUCCCGUCUCUCUGCGUGGCCUGACGGGACACAGAAACACAGCUGGGGCCAGAACCAAGGGUGGACACACGGACACAUGCUUUGCAGGGACAGAGUGGGGGUCAGGACAUCAUCAGAGGAUUUGUAGCCAGCCUUGCCUUCAUGUGCCACUGUGUGCAGGUCAGAGCCUCACUCAUGUGGCUCUGUGCUGCACAAAAAGACCCAUCACCCUGCAUCGCAUGACCAGCCUCCCCUGGACCCCUGGGUGUCCUCCCUGCUGCUCCCAGGACACGCGUGAUGAUGCAGGCGUGAGACAAGCAAACAGAGCAGUUCACCAUGACAUCAAGUACAUGGGCAGUGUGGAGGUGACCCAGUCCAUGAGGAACCUGGACUUUGAGACGAGGAUGCAAGUCACACGAGAGGCGAUCAGCAGGAUUUGUGAAAGGACUUCUGCCAAGACAGCAGCGCAAACUAAAAGGUCUGUGGACCAGGGAUCGUCUUCUGUCCUCGGUCAUGUCAACCUUCAGUUCUCCGGACGCAGGAUUGUGCUCACUGUCUCCACAGACAGCGUGACUGUGAUCGCUGCCUCGUCCUUACAGAAGAUUGCCCACCACCCAAUGCAGGCCAUUUCCUUUGCCUCAGGAGGAGAAACAGACAUGGCAGAUUACAUCGCUUAUGUUGCCAAGGACGUCACCAGUCACCGAGCGUGUCACAUCCUGGAGUGUCCCCAGGGUCGGGCCUGCGAGGUCAUCAACAGCAUAGGUCAAGCCUUUGACGCUCGUUUCCGACAACUUCUCCUUCACGCACCAACACUUCUCUCCACUAAUCCCAGGGCAGCAGCGAGACUCACUCACAGAUGGAGCACAGAGGAAACAUUAACAGACCAGAAGGCCAAACAUGAAGGUGAAGUCAGUGAGAGUUGCAGCUACUAUAAUGCCAUCCCAGGAAAGAUGCCACCUCCUGGUGGAAUGGAGGACCUGCGUACGACAAGGGAGGAGGACACACAUGCUGACACACAGGAGAUUUGUUUGCCUCGGCCUGUUUCUGUGUCACUGUAUGAGAACUGCUCCAUCACAGAAGAAACUACAGCUCCACCUGCAGACUCAGUGAUAUGUGAGGUCAGAGCGGGAGAGUGCACCCCUCUCUGUGAGUCACCAACCCAGGACCUAAUCCAGCGGGAAAGCUGGUUCCAUGGCCGGUUGGGAAGAAAGCAGGCAGAGUCACUCCUCACCUGCAGUGGGGAUUUCCUGGUCAGAGAGAGCAGCUCUGCCUCUGGUCAGUAUGUUCUCAGUGGUAUGGAGGGAGCCAACGUGCGCCACCUACUGCUGAUUGAUCCACACGGACAGGUGCGGACCCGGGAUCAGGUGUUCCUGAGUAUCGGUCACCUGGUGCGUUUCCACAUGGAGAACCGGACGCCCAUCAUUUCCGGAGGCAGCGAGCUGCGUCUGAAGCAGCCGAUCCUGCAGCAUCACUAACUGUCACAUAUACACUGUGCAUACUGUACAUCAGCCAAGACAAAAAAAACUAAAACUUUUUAACAUAUUUAUUUACUUUAUACACGCAAAGACAUCCCUUUUUUUUGGAUCAUAUUAUUAUUUGACCAUUAAAACCCAAAAGUUUGUACAUAUGCAGUAAAUUAUUGAGUUUGUCACGUUGUGUACACGGCGCCUUAGUGUCCUGUGAUGAGAGCAGACCUGCUGCUCUUUGUGCGGCUACAUUUUCUGGUGUUCACUGAGGAAAACGCCCUGAAUGUUGAAUGGCGGCUUGUACGUGUUUAAGUUGUCUUGUUCGUCUACAGUUUGUUCUUGAUGUUGGUUCCAUUAGGUUUGUCUGACCUUUGGAAGAAAAACUACUUUCUCUGUUACAGAAUUCUCUUGUGAGACAGAUUUUACGCACACGUCGUCCCAGAUAAGCUACUGAAUAUGCAAAUACUUUUUGCAGUUAAAUACAUCGUCACUUCUUUGACACAAUGAA
This is a messenger RNA of Solea solea (common sole), 2299 nucleotides long. Its product is annotated as SHC-transforming protein 4-like. Gene Ontology annotation, cellular component: plasma membrane. Gene Ontology annotation, molecular function: receptor tyrosine kinase binding. Bases 163 to 1800 code for a protein of 545 amino acids. Gene Ontology annotation, biological process: intracellular signal transduction; cell surface receptor protein tyrosine kinase signaling pathway. The transcript has 13 exons. NCBI's taxonomy places the organism in Eukaryota, Metazoa, Chordata, Actinopteri, Pleuronectiformes, Soleidae. The record is from RefSeq and is a predicted model, not a curated record.